AUGGUUCUAAGGAUGGCGAUAUUCACUGACGAUGCCGACUACGAUGCCGGCGAAACGUUUGGGAAUGUACUACUUCCACCGUUCGACUUUGGAAAUGAUCAUGCAGAAAAUGGACUCCGGACUAGUUUCCACCUCAAAACCCUCGCGGGCCGAAUUUCUUCUACCUUGGGCUCGAUGAUCCUCUACAGGUUUGCCAGUUAG
This is a messenger RNA of Protopolystoma xenopodis, 201 nucleotides long. The record is from the annotation of a GenBank genome assembly. NCBI's taxonomy places the organism in Eukaryota, Metazoa, Platyhelminthes, Monogenea, Polystomatidea, Polystomatidae.